Chrysochloris asiatica (Cape golden mole) is the source of this 3180-nucleotide messenger RNA. It is a transcript of the gene ZNF865, whose product is annotated as zinc finger protein 865. NCBI's taxonomy places the organism in Eukaryota, Metazoa, Chordata, Mammalia, Afrosoricida, Chrysochloridae. The record is from RefSeq and is a predicted model, not a curated record. Bases 1 to 3180 code for a protein of 1059 amino acids. The transcript is spliced from 2 exons.
AUGGAGGCAAACCCAGUGGGCAGUGGCGCCGGGGGCGGUGGCAGCAGCGGCCUGGGAGGCGAGGAUGGGGUCCACUUCCAGAGUUACCCCUUCGACUUCCUGGAAUUCCUCAACCAUCAGCGCUUUGAGCCCAUGGAGCUCUAUGGGGAGCAUGGGAAGGCCAUGGCUGCCCUGCCCUGUGCCCCGGGGCCCCCACCGCAGCCCCCUCCCCCACCGCCCACCCCCCAGUACGACUACCCUCCCCAGUCCACCUUCAAGCCCAAGGCCGAGGUACCUUCUUCCUCCUCUUCUUCGUCUUCCUCGUCCUCCUCCACCUCCUCGGGCCCUGCCUCACAAGCCAAGAAGCCAGACCCGCCCCUGCCCCCUGCCUUUGGGGCCCCCCCACCGCCCCUCUUCGAUGCCGCCUUCCCCGCCCCACAGUGGGGCAUCGUGGACCUCUCGGGACAUCAGCACCUCUUUGGGAAUCUGAAGCGAGGUGGUCCGGUAUCCGGACCAGGGGUGACUCCGGGACUGGGCGUCCCGACGGGGGCCCCGGGCCCACUGCCUGCCCCUGCACAGACCCCACCGGGCCCCACGGCCGGAGUGGCCUGUGACCCCACCAAGGACGACAAGGGUUAUUUCCGGAGGCUCAAGUACCUAAUGGAGCGGCGCUUCCCCUGUGGCGUGUGUCAGAAGUCCUUCAAACAGUCGUCGCACCUGGUGCAGCACAUGCUAGUACACUCAGGUGAGCGGCCGUACGAAUGCGGAGUGUGUGGCCGUACCUACAAUCACGUGUCCAGCCUCAUCCGCCACCGCCGCUGCCACAAGGACCUGCCGCCCCAGCCCCAGCCUCAGCCCCAGCCUGGCGCGCCUCUCCCGGCCCUGGGCCUCCCUACGCCCACAGCCAAUACCACGGUGACCGCUGCUACCGCCGUGUCAUCCGGUGUGCCCGCCCCGCCUGCCGUCCCCACCACCGAUGGAGCUGCUGCUGCUCCCGUAGCCCCUGCGGGUGUUGGGGGACCCUCACAGGCCACAGUCAGCGGAGAGGGCCCAUUUGCCUGCCCUCUGUGCUGGAAGGUCUUUAAGAAACCCAGCCACCUGCACCAGCACCAGAUCAUCCACACAGGUGAGAAGCCCUUCUCCUGCACCGUGUGCAGCAAGAGCUUCAACCGGCGCGAGAGCCUCAAGCGCCACGUGAAGACGCACUCCGCCGAUCUGCUGCGCCUGCCCUGCGGCAUCUGCGGCAAGGCCUUCCGAGAUGCCUCCUACCUCCUCAAACAUCAGGCGGCCCAUGCUGGGGGCGCUGCGCCACGGCCUGUCUACCCUUGCGACAUGUGCGGUAAGUCCUACUCGGCACCGCAGAGCCUGCUCCGACACAAGGCUGCCCACGCCCCGCCGGCCCCCGAUGCUGCCAAGGACGCACCUGCCUCGGGCCCGCAGCCCACACCUCCUUUCCCUCCCGGCUCCUACCUGCUGCCCACCGAGCCACCAGCCACUGAUAGCGAGAAGGCGGCUGCGGCAGCGGCAGCAGCCGUGGUGUACGGCGCCGUGCCCGUGCCACUGCUGGGGGCGCACCCGCUGCUGCUCGGGGGCGCGGGCCCCAGCGGAACAGGAGGCUCCGGGGCAAGCGCUCCAGGCAAGACGUUCUGCUGUGGCAUCUGCGGACGCGGUUUUGGGCGCCGAGAGACGCUGAAGCGACACGAGCGCAUCCACACUGGCGAGAAGCCACACCAGUGCCCCGUGUGCGGUAAGCGCUUCCGAGAGUCCUUCCACCUGAGUAAACACCACGUGGUGCACACGCGUGAACGGCCCUACAAGUGCGAGCUCUGCGGCAAGGUCUUCGGCUACCCUCAGAGUCUGACACGCCACCGCCAGGUCCACCGCCUGCAGCUGCCGUGCGCGCUGGCCGGCACCGCAGGGCUCCCAGGUCCUCAGGGCGCGGCCGGGGGCUGUGGGCCAGGAGCAGUGGGCAGUGGCGGGGCACCGACCGAAGCGCUCAGCUAUGCCUGCUCCGACUGCGGUGAGCAUUUCCCGGAUCUCUUCCACGUCAUGAGUCACAAGGAGGUGCAUAUGGCCGAGAAGCCAUAUGGCUGUGACGCCUGCGGCAAGACCUUCGGCUUCAUUGAGAAUCUUAUGUGGCACAAGUUAGUGCACCAGGCAGCGCCUGAGCGCCUGCUGCCGCCUGCACCUGGGGGCACCCAGCCUCCAGAUGGUGGUGGUGGUGGUGGUAAUGGUGGUAAUGGUGGUGGGACCGAAGCAGCAAGCACGCUGGACAAUGGGCUGGCAGGUGAGGUGGGCGCAGCUGUGGCAGCGCUGGCCGGCGUGGCUAGUGGCGAGGACACAGGCAGCGCGGGGGCUGCCGCGGGUAGCAGCGGGGGCCCAGGCCCUGAGCGCUUCAGUUGCGCCACCUGUGGCCAAAGCUUCAAGCACUUCCUGGGGCUGGUGACGCAUAAGUACGUGCACCUGGUGCGCCGGACCUUGGGCUGUGGGCUGUGCGGCCAGAGCUUUGCAGGCGCCUACGACCUGUUGUUGCACCGCCGCAGCCACCGGCAGAAGCGCGGCUUCCGGUGCCCCGUGUGCGGUAAGCGCUUCUGGGAGGCGGCCCUGCUCAUGCGCCAUCAGCGCUGCCACACGGAGCAACGGCCCUACCGCUGUGGCGUGUGCGGCCGUGGCUUUCUCCGCUCUUGGUACCUGCGGCAGCACCGCGUGGUCCACACGGGCGAGCGAGCCUUCAAAUGCGGCGUGUGCGCCAAGCGCUUCGCACAGUCCUCCAGUCUGGCAGAGCACCGGCGGCUGCAUGCCGUGGCGCGGCCCCAGCGCUGCGGUGCCUGUGGCAAGACCUUCCGGUAUCGCUCCAACCUGCUGGAGCACCAACGAUUGCACCUGGGCGAGCGUGCCUACCGGUGCGAACACUGUGGCAAGGGCUUCUUCUACCUGAGCUCGGUGCUGCGUCACCAGCGUGCCCACGAACCACCGCGGCCCGAGCUGCGCUGUCCCGCCUGCCUCAAGGCCUUCAAGGAUCCUGGCUACUUCCGCAAACACCUAGCGGCCCACCAGGGCGGCCGGCCCUUCCGCUGCUCCUCCUGCGGUGAGGGGUUCGCCAACACUUACGGUCUCAAGAAGCAUCGCCUGGCCCACAAGGCCGAGGGCCUUGGAGCGCCUGGCGGGGGCGCAGGUGCACUGACGGGGAAGGAUAACUGA